UGUGAAAUAAAUUGAAUUUGUAGCUGAGUCACGUUUGCAAGCUUGACCGUUCAUAGGAACCUCCAAGAAGUACUAGUCUACCAACAGAACUUCGGAUUUACUUGCAAGUAUUUCUUCCAAAGGAGCGGCUUGCCUGGCACCCAACAAAGCAGUACUGGAAAGGCAGGCGGGAUUUACGCGAAACUUUUACAUAGGCUCCCUUGGGCCAGCGACGCCAUGACAUCGUAACCUGAAAGCUUGAUUUUAGGUAUCUGCCAUGGUUGACACGGGCAGGAGUCCGGAACCCUUUGCAACGACAGAUGGGGUGGAUGGCGCUGCGCAGGCGCCCAAGCGACGGCGCAUGGGCUCCGCCAGCGCCACCCCCGGCGCCACGCCUCCCACCAGCCAGCUAGGCUUCGGCGAUGGCGCAGUGGCGGGUGGGAGCGGCCAGCCCCUGGACGGAGCUGACUCCCGCGGGCAGGGGGGAGCAGGAGCCGCGGGGGGCACCCCCGGUCCCUCGCCGGCCCCGGGUGCCGUACCCAUCGGCAAGGGCCCUGCGGUGGUAGGCAAGGGCGGCAGCCUGGUGCUUGGGCGGGGAGGCGGAGGCGGAGGAGGCAACAAGGGCAAGGCGGGCAGCAAGGCGGGAGGAGGAGGGCCGGCGGGGCGCGCUGGAUCGGGACUGGGCGGCUUCGGAGGAGGGGGAGAUGAUGUGGCGGAGUCGGGGACCAUCCUGGUGCAGGGCAGGAAUGGAGAGGUCCGUCUCCCGCUAGACAUCGGCGCGCGGGUGGACUGCAAGUGGCGUGACGGCGCCUACCACACCGUGCGCAUCAUCGAGCGACGCAACCUGGGGGGCGACCCGGCCGACCCGCGGGCCUGGGACUACUACGUGCACUACGUGGGCUUCAACCGGCGCAUGGACGAGUGGGUGAGCCUGCCGCAGCUGGACCUGAGCACCGCCGAGGUGGAGCAGCAGAUGGAGGGGCCGGCGGACAAGAAGGGUCAGAAGAAGAAGGUGGCUGCGGAGGAGCACGACAGCGACAGCGAGCACGCGGACUUUGACCCCAACCAGCUGCGGGAGCAUGAGGAGUUCACAAAGGUGAAGAACAUCGAGACCAUCGAGCUUGGUCGCCACGAGAUGGACACCUGGUACUUCUCGCCCUUCCCGCCCGAGUUCAAGGACGUCAAGAAGCUCUACUGCUGCGAGUACAGCCUGCACUUCUUCAAGCGCCGCUCGCAGAUGCUGCGCCACCUGCACAAGUGCGGCAUGCGCCACCCGCCGGGCAACGAGAUCUACCGCAACGGCAACAUUUGCAUGUUCGAGGUUGACGGCAAGAAGGAGAAGGCCUUCUGCCAGAACCUGUGCUACCUGGCCAAGCUGUUCCUGGACCACAAGACGCUCUACUACGACGUGGACCUCUUCCUCUUCUACAUCCUCUGCGAGCUGGACGAGCGGGGCGCGCACAUGGUGGGAUACUUCAGCAAGGAGAAGUGCAGCGAGGAGGGCUACAACCUGGCCUGCAUCCUCAUGCUGCCCGCCUACCAGCGCAAGGGCUACGGCAAGUUCCUCAUCUCCAUGAGCUACGAGCUGUCCAAGCUGGAGGGGAAGGUGGGCACCCCCGAACGCCCGCUGUCCGACCUGGGUCGCGUCUCCUACCACGGCUACUGGACCCGCGAGCUGCUGGCCAUCCUGCGCGACACGGAGGGCAGCAUCAGCAUCAAGGAGCUGUCGGAGCUGACCGCCAUCAAGCCCGACGACAUCAUUAACACGCUGCAGCAGCUGGGGCUCAUCCAGUACCAGAAGGGGCAGCACGUCAUCUGCGCGGCGCCCAAGCUGGUGGAGAAGCACCUGAAGGCGGCGGGCGGGCCGGGCCUGGUGGUGGAUCCCUCCAAGAUCGUGUGGACGCCGUACAAUGCGGAGCGGGACUACGCCAACUUUGGGCGCUGAGCGUGUGGCGGGUGUGUGUGCUGCAGGGGACGUCAGUACUCUUAUGGGCUGUGCUGGCGGGCGCUGGGUGGUGGUAGUGGGGUUGGGUGUACAGAUGGGUAAUGUCCUGAUGUGCAGAUGGGAGUGGGCGGGGGGGGGGGGUGGGCUGUGGUGGAGGGUGGAUGGUGAGAUGCAGUGGACGGGGAUGUGAUGGAGGAUUGUAGUAGUGCAGAAUUGUUUGUUGGGCGCUAACGGUUGGUGGGAUGCUGGCACGAAUGCAGUGAACUGGGUCUUACGUGUAGACUAGAAUCCUUGCGUGUCAACAUUGCCUCCCGAAGGACUAACGUGAAGACCGUGCUUGCCUUUGGAGGGCAUGCCCACACGCAGCAGAGUGUUAUUCGGGGGCAAAGCGGGAUAUAAGCUGAAUCCUUAAUACAAAAUUACGUGUAAAGACCACAACUCUUA
Astrephomene gubernaculifera is the source of this 2368-nucleotide messenger RNA. The record is from the annotation of a GenBank genome assembly. Lineage: Eukaryota; Viridiplantae; Chlorophyta; Chlorophyceae; Chlamydomonadales; Astrephomenaceae.